Molecule: messenger RNA, 2897 nt
Organism: Pisolithus orientalis
Lineage: Eukaryota; Fungi; Basidiomycota; Agaricomycetes; Boletales; Pisolithaceae
Exons: 9
Coding region: 100-2661 (853 amino acids)
Source: RefSeq, a predicted model, not a curated record
UUCCCCCCAUUCUCUCGCAAUUCGCCCCGUCCUCUCCCCUUCAACGCUACUGACUAAUAUAGCCACAGGCUUUGACACACUUAGCUUGUAGGCAUCAUCAUGUGGCAUCCCAGCAGCAACACAGGCAUUCAGGGCAUGCCCAAUGUACACUCCCACUGCAUUGGCGCUGCUUUUGGCAAUUUAAUGAUUCAGACUUUAAAUGCACCAAGACUGGCAGAACCCACUUUUCGCGUAGAGAUAAAGGAACUCGACCUGUAUCAUCCCCCUACAAUUAGUUGGGGUCACGAAGACUGGUUCUACGUGGACGUCGAUAUUGACGGUCGGGUUCAAACAACAUCUAUCGUCGGCAAACACGAAUUACCUUGGAAAGAGACCUUCACCUUUGAUGCCCGACAAUCGUCUGUUAUCACGCUGCGAGUUUUUGCCCAGCGCAAGCUCCAUAAAGACAGAUAUGUUGGUUCCGUUCAAGGCAGACUGGAUGCUUUCCUUGGCUCUUCUGGAAAAGCUGUUCUCCACGAUGUCUCACCCCCGCAUUCUAACAACGACCACCAUCACACUGCCACAAGGACUAGACUUUCGUUUUCAGUCAAGCGUGUGGAGGAGGUUGUGGAGCCUGGUUUUCCUAGGGUACCCAGUCCACCUCCGACUAAAGAGGAAAUUCUACCGGUUACUGAACAUCACCGGCCAAAGGAAGACUCAUGGAAAAAUAAAGGGGGCGUACGGGAUCAGCCGGCAACCAAGGAACCGGAAAUGGAUCCAGGCCACUCAAGCAGCAAAAUAUUACAGGCGAAGGCAUCGGCGCGAAACCUUGUCCCUCAAUUUGCAGCGAUCGUUGCUCUCUUCCCCAAUGACGGUCAGAUCCAACAAAUACUGGACAGUGCAAAUACCUUUAGCCCGCUGUUGGACAAGAUCAAUAUCUUUCUCACGUUCACUGAUGCCCUCGGCGAUAUCCAUCCUUACGUGAAGAUGGCUGCUGUAGUUCUUACUGGAGUAGUCAAGGUUUUCACAUCGCAAAUGGUUUUCAAAAACAACGUCAAGAAUCUCGUUGAAACCAUGACUGAUGCUCACAGUUUUCUGUCCGAGUCAGAUCCGCUGUCGAAGAUUCAGUCCCAUCUACAAAUCAUCCGUGCCCUAUCAGCCCAGACAGUGGAGUGCUCGUAUUUCCUUCGAGAUAUCAUGAAGGGUGGUCUCGGAUGCUUUGUGAGCCAACAACUAUUGGUGACCAAUACCGAACGAAAGUUCCAAGACUAUACCCAAAAGUUCCAACAACUGAGGGCCGCUCUGCAGGAACGGGCCAUUAUCUCGACCGCAGUCAAUGUUCUGCGUCUAUACGACGAAGUUCAGGGAAUUUCUGCGCAAAUAUCACUCGAUAACAUGUAUUACGCUGAAGACGUUCAUUACACUAAUGUGGACGAAUGCGAUUCCUUGGAACCUGACCAGCGGGAACUCAGCGACGAGAUCGCUUGCUGGAUUAACGGUGACUCGACGGAACGCAUCUUUUAUGUUUGCGGACCAGCUGAGUGUGGAAAGACCGCUGUCGCUCGCGAAGUGGCUCACUUGUUCGACGGGUUACAACGACUUGGAUCAUCUUACUUUGUCCGUGAAUCUCAAAAACCUGCCCACCAACACUACCUAUCACAUCACAAAGAUCCCCGCGAUCCCAGCUGCAUCUUCCGCAAUAUUUCUCGCGAUAUUGCAGAUCAUAAUCCGCACUUCAAGCAAGCUGUUGGCGAGAAAGUGAAGAAGUGUGCCAUACGAACGACGAACCGCGUCCGCACACAGUUCCAAGAACUCAUCUUGGAGCCAGCCAAACACGUCAGUUGGUGUGGGCCGGUGGUUAUCGUCAUUGACGCCCUAGAUGUCUGUGGAGAGGGCCACCAGAGAAAGGAUCUGCUUAAUGUACUCGCAACUAAGGCCGCAGAACUACCUCCCAACUUCCGGAUUCUAAUAACUAGUCGCCCGGAGGCAGACAUCGUGCACGCCUUCAAAGACAAGUCGCAUGUAAUGAUGAAGAUCCUUGAGGAUGCUACGCUGCCGGAUAACGAUUCAGGGAUUUCUUUCUCUCCAGUCACUACCUCCUGCGGAAGACGUUCUCCCUCUCCUUCUGGUGACAGCGUCCUGGAAUCCGAUUACUUGGAAGACAGAGGAGACCUUACGGAGUUUAACGAUGUCUAUAGAUCGUAUGAAUUUUCUGAUGAACAGGACAUCCAUCCAUACGAUGGCGAUACUUCACCCCCUCCACCGUAUGUUCAUGAAGAUGCGACUCCCGGGGAUCAAACCCACACUCCAGUUUUGCACACGAGGGAGCAGACAGACAUAACGUCUCACUCCACUGGGGGCUCGUUGCGCAGAGGCCACACGUUGCACUUUCACGAUGGGAGAAACGGUUUGAAGUCCGCUGGAGCCAAGGUUUACAGGGCUGUACAUGGGCAUCAUGUCGACGGAGACGUCCGGUACCGAGAUCAUCCUGGUGAGCUUGUUGAGACAGAACAUCUAGAGGAAAGCAUGGAUGGAUACACACGCAAGUCCAGUGCACAGACAACGACGUUGCGCCGCGUCAAAUCUGAUCGAUUCCCGGUCGUCGACACUCUGAAUCGCCAGUGCCGCCGGCCAGUCCACCGUUCACGACUGAUUGUUGCACAUGAAGCUAUCCACCUUUGAUUUUACCUUCUCAUAGCGUGUACGUGUAUCUUGGUGCUGGCUCACAUUAGGCAAUAUGUAUAAGAUGUACGGAUACUUCAUACGAUCGCGAUAUCAAUGAUAUUUGCAGACUGUAUCAGCUUGAUAGUUUUUCGGUAAGCACUGGCAACAGUGCUAGUAGUGUGAUGUCGUGACUUCCGAUGGUCAGGGCUUUAUCCAGAGCGCCUCGCAUCUACUAAAGAUACUUGGUGUUAAAA